GUCGAAGAGUACCAGUGAACCGAGUGUAUUAUCGGAUCUUAAUACUAGCAAGCAAAUAUGUUCAGACUUUGGAAGCUGUUCUUGAUUUUCUUGCUCCUGAGGCCACUGCUGACUUUCUCUGCAUCUGGUGUUGAAUCAGUAAUCCACGCCCUGUCGAUGUCCAGAGCUAAUGGACAUCUGCUGUCGAGUCAUUCACUACAUCAUUCAUCAGUGAGGGGUUUGACAGAUUGUGUAGAACUGUGUUUGCGUCACUUUGAAUGUUCCUCUAUAGCUUACGAUAGAGACAGACAAAUGUGUGACGUACUCGCCAGUAAAUCUCAAUGUCAACUAGUUACAUUGAUGUUCCCAACGAAUGUACUGUUGUACACGAUGCGGCAGCGCGACUGUACUGACGUCAAGCAAGGAAUGAGAAGUGAAAGCGGUGUUUAUAAAAUUAUGCCAUGCUCAUCAUGCGACGCGUUUCUUGCUUAUUGUGACAUGGACACUGAUGAUAAAGCGUGGACAGUAUUUCAGCGUCGACAAGAUGGCUCUGUAGAUUUCAACCAAAACUGGCAAAAUUAUGCGUCUGGAUUUGGUAAGUUAAGCGGCGAGUUUUGGCUUGGAAACAAGAAAAUCCACAAAAUUACGUCGUCAGGAAAGUAUGAAUUUCGGAUAGAUAUGGUAGCUACAGAUGACAGCGCUUAUCACGUCACCUAUGAGUCAAUUGAGAUUGGAAUUGAAGCUGAAAACUUCAGAUUGGACAUAGGAGAGUACAUUGACGAUAAGUCAACUGUCGCUGAAGGACUUGACUACAGAGCCGAUUAUCAUACCAAUUUGUACAACAAUGGCAUGUGCUUCUCUACAGUUGACCGAGAUAACGAUAAUUAUGACUCGUCCUGCAGUUUUGUGUUUAAGUGUGGCUGGUGGUUCAACGCAUGUUACUUUUCUAAUCUUAAUGGUCUUUAUGAAUCAGGAAUUAUCUGGGACUAUUUCGGAACCCCCUAUUAUUUACGAUUCUCGGAAAUGAAAAUGCGAAGAGUUGUCUGAGGACAAAAAGAGGCGCAUUAUUAUUAGGCUAUGCCUUGCCUUUUGUAAUAUUUGUAUUUAUAUGCUAUUAUUUGUAUGCUUUUGAAUCACAAGUUGUGAGCUGUUGGUAGAUUACGCUAGUUUACAUAGGCCUAUCUAUGAAUAGAGAAAAGUACUAUUGUUGUGUUGACCAUUUUCCCACAAGGACAGAAUAAGGCGGCACAGAAACUUUGAUUACGUUAAUGAUAUUUCAAUUUGCUCAAAACUUUUUCACUUCGCUUUGUUUGGCGACGACAAAACAAAAUCGUUUCACAAUCUUAAACUUUAAGUUAAUAAUGAAAUUUUCCAAUAAAUUUUCUUUAAAU
Anneissia japonica is the source of this 1370-nucleotide messenger RNA. RefSeq names its product fibrinogen-like protein A. The transcript is spliced from 4 exons. Lineage: Eukaryota; Metazoa; Echinodermata; Crinoidea; Comatulida; Comatulidae. Bases 58 to 1026 code for a protein of 322 amino acids. The record is from RefSeq and is a predicted model, not a curated record.